Molecule: messenger RNA, 994 nt
Organism: Carica papaya (papaya)
Lineage: Eukaryota; Viridiplantae; Streptophyta; Magnoliopsida; Brassicales; Caricaceae
Product: RNA-binding KH domain-containing protein
Cellular component (GO): nucleus
Molecular function (GO): RNA binding
Source: RefSeq, a predicted model, not a curated record
GAAGAGGAAGAGGAAGAGGAAGAAGGGGAGAAAGAAGGGAUUCGGCGCGUCAAGGAAGAGGAGAAGAGGACUGGGCGCGAGGGGGGAGAAGUGUGUGGCCGUUCCCGUUCGCGUGAUCGACUUCUGACUCCGAGCUGCAAGCUACUGCAAAAUGGAGGUUCAAAUGCUUGCAUCUGAUACCAAAACUGAGAAUGGAUCUUGGCCGCCAAAGCCAACAUUUGAGCCUUUGAAGGCUCAUGAAAUGUCUGAUGGUCGAGUUCAAUUUAGGAAGGUGCCUGUUCCACCUCAUCGUUAUUCACCUCUCAAGAAGGCAUGGAUGGAUAUCUAUACCCCAGUAUAUGAGCAGAUGAAGGUUGACAUCCGUAUGAAUCUCAAGGCUCGGAAGGUUGAACUGAAGACUAGAUCUGACACACCAGAUGUAAGUAACCUUCAGAAGUGUGCAGAUUUCGUGCAUGCCUUUAUGUUAGGGUUUGAUGUUAUUGAUGCAAUUGCUCUCUUGCGGUUGGAUGAGCUAUAUGUGGAAUCUUUUGAGAUCAAGGAUGUUAAAACGCUUAGAGGCGAGCAUUUAUCUCGUGCCAUUGGGAGAUUGUCAGGUAAAGGAGGUAAAACAAAGUUUGCUAUAGAAAAUGCUACAAAGACAAGGAUUGUGAUUGCAGACACCAAGAUUCACAUAUUAGGAUCUUUUGCCAAUAUAAAAAUUGCUAGGGAUUCGCUUUGCAGCCUCAUUUUAGGGUCCCCUGCUGGUAAGGUAUAUUCUAAGCUUAGAGCAGUUACUGCUAGACUAGCAGAAAGGUUUUGAGGAUUCUUUUUUUUUUUUUUGUACUCGACUAAUGGCUUUUGUUAGUUAAAAUAUGCCUUGAGUGCGAAAAUGUCGCCUGAUGGCUAGUUUUUCUUCUGUUAGCCGUCUAAAACUACCAUCACAAAGAUAUCAUUGUAUGCAUUUUGCUACCUUAUUUACAAUCAGUAAUUCAGUAGAUUGGUUUUCUUGUGUAUU